UCCAGGAGGUGUUGUGACGUCAGGCCUUGCAAUCUAUGACACAAUGCAGUACGUGCAGCCUCCAAUAGCCACAUGGUGUGUGGGUCAAGCCUGCUCCAUGGCAUCUCUCCUGCUUGCAGCUGGAAGUCCUGGCAUGAGACACUCUCUACCUCAUUCUCGUAUCAUGGUACACCAGCCUCAUGGCGGUGCACAGGGACAAGCAACAGACAUUCAAAUCCAGGCAGAAGAAAUUCUUCGACUGAAGGAAAGAUUAAAUAAUCUUUAUGUCAAGCAUACUGGCUUGCCUAUAGAAAAGAUUGCACCAAUGAUGGAGCGAGACAAGUUCAUGGGAGCAGAGGAGGCCAAGGAGAUGGGCUUAGUUGAUGAGGUUCUUACCAGUCCACCUAAAGUAGGAGACAAAAAUACUGAAAAUUCUGAGUAAUUUUUUUCCUUUUCAAAAUGUCUUUAUGUUGGUACAAGAUCAGGUGUGUAAAGUACAUUUCCGUUGCUUACUAAUUUUCAGUGCAGUGUUGUUAGAUAAUAAAGAGAUUUGGCAUGACAACUGUGGUAUAGUGUCUUUGUUGUAAAUACUUUUUGUAUCAAUAAAGAUUUUGCAGAAUUG
Molecule: messenger RNA, 601 nt
Organism: Penaeus vannamei (Pacific white shrimp)
Lineage: Eukaryota; Metazoa; Arthropoda; Malacostraca; Decapoda; Penaeidae
Product: Caseinolytic protease proteolytic subunit
Biological process (GO): protein quality control for misfolded or incompletely synthesized proteins
Cellular component (GO): endopeptidase Clp complex
Molecular function (GO): serine-type endopeptidase activity; ATP-dependent peptidase activity; ATPase binding
Source: RefSeq, a predicted model, not a curated record